Rhizophagus irregularis DAOM 181602=DAOM 197198 is the source of this 554-nucleotide messenger RNA. Lineage: Eukaryota; Fungi; Glomeromycota; Glomeromycetes; Glomerales; Glomeraceae. The record is from RefSeq and is a predicted model, not a curated record.
GAUAUAUCUAAUAACCGACAAAUUGAAACCAUUUAACUAAUUUAGAUUUUACUGGAUUAAAUAGAAUUGAAAAAAUUUUUUGUUGUGGGCUUUUGGCUGCAAAUUAACAAGUUUAGAAUUUUUAAAAACUCUAAAUCCGGUCAGGUUGGUCACUCUCCGCAUGAACAACAACAAAUUUCCUGCCCAAGAUCUAAGUUGUUUUACUCCCUUUAUUAAUUUAGAGAGAUUAUGUAUCGUUAACAAUCCUUUUUAUGGUUCUUUAAAGCCAUUAAGGGAUUUCACCUAUUUAAAGGAAAUAGGUAUCGCUAAUACUGACGUUGAUAGUGGUUUGGAGUAUUUGCCUGAAAAUUUUUUCAAUUUCAAUGCCACCGCUUCUGAUUUGGGUUUGACGGGAGCUUACUUUAAAAGAAAACUUUAUUGUACGGGAAACUUGCUGAACAAUUAAAAGAUUACAAAAUAGAAAAUGAUCCUCUUAGAAAUUAUGACUGGCAAGCUUGGAAGAGAGAUAAUCAAAAAUUACAAAGCUAGAGAGCAAGCAAAACAAGAAGAAUUAA